Venturia canescens is the source of this 1629-nucleotide messenger RNA. RefSeq lists its product as uncharacterized. Bases 140 to 1003 code for a protein of 287 amino acids. The transcript is spliced from 4 exons. Lineage: Eukaryota; Metazoa; Arthropoda; Insecta; Hymenoptera; Ichneumonidae. Gene Ontology annotation, cellular component: membrane. The record is from RefSeq and is a predicted model, not a curated record.
UCAACAUCGCAUCAAAGGUGACACACGCAACGAAACGUCGACCUUUCCAUUAAAAAUAGUACAAAAGGAUAAAUAUCAACAUAUAUACGAACCAGGAUUAAUCGGAUUAACCGCAAUCGGCGCGAGAAAGUCAUCCAAGAUGGCAACGAACUAUAUCGCGACGAUAGCGUGGGUGGCUCUAGUCAUUUCUGGCGGUGCGGCGCUACCGGCAUCCGACAAAAAUGCUGUUGGUGAGAAUGAUCUAAUGGCUACGAUCUACACCGACUGCCUUAAAAAAGAAUCGGUCAGUUGCAUCAAGUACAAACUCUUCGCGUUUGUUGACAAAAUGCUCGCUGACAAAGAAGAUAUCACGCUUUCGGAGGGGAUCACGGUGGUGAAGACUUCAACUGCGGAGGAAGGUGCACCAAGAUCCAUCGAAUCGAGCGACGUUGACGCUCUCUUGUUCGAUCGACUCGGAAGAUUCCUCAGAACCCACUCCGUCAAGGUCGAUCUUAAGGGCAGUGACAUCAUGGGAGCCAUCGAAUCAGCUGGAAGGAGCCUCGAGGACUUCGGCGACGGUGCGGCCGAGGGCCGUGGUAAAAAGAAGAAGGCGCAAAAACUCCUGGGCCCGUUGAUGAUGAUGAUAGCCCUGAAGGCAGCAGUCCUUUUGCCCCUGGCGCUCGGUGCGAUCGCCGUUAUAGCCGGAAAAGCUCUUCUCGUCGGUAAAAUAGCGCUCGUCAUAUCGGCGAUAAUCGGGCUGAAGAAACUGCUGAGUGGUCAGAAGCACGUGACGUACGAGGUAGUCGCACAUCCGCAUCACAGUAGUAGCAGCAGUCACUCGGUGAGCCACGACGAUGGCGGACACGGCGGCGGCGGUUACAGUGGCGGCGGCGGCGGCGGUGGUGACUUUGGCGGUGGUUACUCGAGCGGUGGCGGUGGCAGCGGACAUGGCUGGGCAAGAAGUUUGCCCCAAGACGCCCAGAAUCUUGCUUACAGUGCUCAUCUACCGCAAACCCAGGCCUAAGCAUCAUUUAUCAGCGCAGCUUGUAUAAAAACCCACGAAAUGAGUGGCCCUUGUCUCCUGGUCCGUCCUAAUUAUUCGUAAAUCUUAGACUGUCUUUUCGACGAACUCUUUCCCUUGUCCUCUGUACUUCAUUUUCCGUUUUUUUUCUUCAUUUCCCUUUUGCUCGUCGUCUCCACUGAUUCGAGCAAAUUUUCUUCUGCCUUCUCGAUUUCUACUCUCUCGCCUACAAGCAUUUCGAUCAUCUCUCUUCACUUUUCCAGCCCUCCAGUCCUCCGUUUCUCCGGUCUAUUUUGUCUCAUUACUCCGAACAAUUUAGGCCUCGUGAUUACUCGACGAUUCUAAGACUCGCAGUCGGAAUCGUUUCUCGCCAGUACCGCCUGAAUACUCAACCCCAAAUGCCCGUGGACGAAACUCGUUAUUUAUUCUAAAUAUCUCCAUCCUCGUGAUCUUUAAUUCGUAAUAAUUUAUUAUUUAAUGAUUCAUCGAUAAAAUCGACAUUGUCUUAAGCGGGAAGAAACAUAAUUCAUCUUUUAUUAAUGUUAUUUAUCGUUUUGUAAUAAUUGUAUGUUCGACGAUUGUUUCUAUUAUUUUCGUAUUUGUUUGUAAUAAAAAGAUAAACAGAAAAA